Molecule: messenger RNA, 1413 nt
Organism: Kazachstania africana CBS 2517
Lineage: Eukaryota; Fungi; Ascomycota; Saccharomycetes; Saccharomycetales; Saccharomycetaceae
Gene: LAT1
Product: dihydrolipoyllysine-residue acetyltransferase
Exons: 1
Coding region: 1-1413 (470 amino acids)
Biological process (GO): pyruvate decarboxylation to acetyl-CoA
Cellular component (GO): pyruvate dehydrogenase complex
Molecular function (GO): dihydrolipoyllysine-residue acetyltransferase activity
Source: RefSeq, a predicted model, not a curated record
AUGUCUACUUUUGCAAGAGUCUUACCAAGGUUAUCGAGAACGUCUUUGGUUUCGGGUGCCAGAUUGCAACUUAGAUAUCAAUUGAGAUGCUAUGCAUCUUAUCCUGCUCAUACCGUCAUCGAUAUGCCUGCCUUGUCCCCUACCAUGUCUGAAGGUAAUAUUGCAAAUUGGUUAAAGAAAGAAGGUGAUUCAUUGUCUCCAGGUGAUGCUAUUGCGGAGAUUGAAACGGAUAAAGCAGUAAUGGAAUUCGAAUUCCAAGAAGAAGGUUAUUUGGCUAAGAUAUUAGUCCCUGGUGGUACCAAUAAUGUCCAAGUAGGCAAGCCAAUUGGUAUCUACGUUGAGGAGGCCGAUGAUGUUGCUGCAUUUAAGGAUUUCAAACCAGAAGACGCUGGAGAGGGAAAAGCUGCUGCAAAACCUGUAGAGGAAGCUGCUCCAAGUAAGGAAGAGCCUGCUAAGAAAGAAAGUACUACUAAACAACAACAAACCACGAAAAACCAACCAUCAUCCGAUGAGAUUAAAGCACCAGCAAAUAGAAUUUUUGCUUCCCCACUGGCUAAGACCAUGGCUCUUGAAGAAGGUAUCUCAUUGAAGAAAAUCGAAGGUACAGGCCCUCAUGGUAGAAUUGUUAAAGCAGAUAUCGAGAACUAUUUGAAGAGCGCAUCAAAGGGAACAGUAGGUGCCGCAACAGGCGCCCCUUCCGUAGGAGUAGCAUCUUAUGAAGAUAUUGAAAUUACGAAUAUGAGAAAGAUUAUUGGUGAACGUCUAUUACAAUCGACACAGAACACACCUUCUUAUAUAGUAUCUUCAGAUAUUUCUGUUUCCAAAUUGCUGAAGUUGAGAAAAUCAUUGAACUCUAGUGCACAUGAAAGAUACAAAUUAUCAAUCAAUGAUGUUUUGGUGAAAGCCAUCACUGUUGCUGCAAAAAGAGUUCCAGAGGCUAACUCUUACUGGUUACAAGAUCAAGGCAUUAUCAGGAAAUUCAAUAACGUAGACAUCUCAGUGGCAGUUGCUACACCAACAGGAUUAUUGACACCAAUUGUUAAGAAUGCAGACUCCAAGGGAUUAAUGACUAUUUCAAAGGAGAUUAAAGAACUAGUAGCACGUGCAAAGAUAAAUAAACUCGCACCAGAAGAGUUCCAAGGUGGUACCAUUUGCAUUUCAAACAUGGGUAUGAACGAUGCUGUUUCUAUGUUCACUUCAAUUAUCAAUCCACCCCAAUCUAGUAUAUUGGCCGUGGGUACGGUGAAAAGGGUUGCCCUAGAAGAUGCUGGUUCAGAAAAUGGAAUCUCAUUUGAUGAUCAAAUGACAAUCACUGGCACUUUCGACCACAGAACAAUUGACGGUGCUAAAGGUGCUGAAUUCAUGAAAGAACUCAAGAAUGUCAUUGAAAAUCCUUUAGAAUUACUCUUAUAA